Molecule: messenger RNA, 5334 nt
Organism: Dermochelys coriacea (leatherback sea turtle)
Lineage: Eukaryota; Metazoa; Chordata; Testudines; Dermochelyidae
Gene: GNAO1
Product: G protein subunit alpha o1
Exons: 9
Coding region: 542-1606 (354 amino acids)
Biological process (GO): adenylate cyclase-modulating G protein-coupled receptor signaling pathway; G protein-coupled dopamine receptor signaling pathway
Cellular component (GO): heterotrimeric G-protein complex
Molecular function (GO): GTP binding; GTPase activity; G-protein beta/gamma-subunit complex binding
Source: RefSeq, a predicted model, not a curated record
GGCGAGCCCGUUGAGUGCGGACCCCUGGCGCACUCGCCUGCCCUCGCGCCCGCGCUCGCGCUCGCUCCCCUCCAGCUUCUCUCUCUCUCUCCGCGCGGAGCCGCCGAACGAUGCGAUCGCUCGCAGCCGCCGCCGCCCAUUAGGAAACCCCCCCCCCCCACCCCCACCCCGCCCGCCCGCCUUCCGACAACCGCCCUCCCGCAAGAGCAGGACCCACCCUGUCCCCUCCCCCCCCCCGAACCCUCCUCCUCCUCCUCCAGCAGGAGGAGCUCAGCCUUUUUUGCACCAGCCCCAGCGCCUGCCUGCAGUCCCAGCCCUGCCCGGCUCCCACUUGGAUGCAUUGAUUGCUCGAGGGAGAGGUAAAGGAGGGGAGGGCAGCAGAGAGAGAAGGGGGGGGGGGACACGCACACAUUCGCUUGCCCAGAUUUUUUUUUUCUUGGGGGGGGGUUUGAUUUUUUUCCCCCCCUUUCCCUGGGAGUGUCUGAGAAGGGGGGAGGCGCCCGCCGAGAGGGGUUUGUGUGUGUGUGUGUGUGUGGCCAUCAUGGGAUGUACCCUGAGCGCAGAGGAGCGAGCCGCCUUGGAGAGGAGCAAAGCGAUCGAGAAAAACCUCAAGGAGGAUGGGAUCACCGCCGCCAAAGACGUGAAAUUGCUCUUGCUAGGGGCUGGAGAAUCUGGGAAAAGCACCAUUGUGAAGCAGAUGAAGAUCAUUCAUGAAGAUGGUUUCUCCGGAGAAGACGUGAAGCAGUACAAGCCUGUGGUCUAUAGCAACACUAUUCAGUCACUGGCAGCUAUCGUCCGUGCCAUGGAUACCUUGGGCAUUGAAUACGGUGAUAAGGAGCGAAGGGCUGAUGCUAAGAUGGUCUGUGAUGUAGUAAGUCGAAUGGAGGACACAGAGCCCUUCUCCCCAGAGCUGCUGUCAGCUAUGAUGAGACUCUGGGCAGAUUCUGGAAUCCAGGAGUGCUUCAACCGGUCCCGGGAAUAUCAACUUAAUGACUCUGCCCAAUACUACCUAGACAGCUUAGAUCGAAUCGGAGCUCCAGACUACCAGCCAACAGAGCAGGAUAUACUUCGAACCAGGGUCAAAACAACCGGCAUUGUAGAAACCCAUUUCACAUUCAAAAACCUCCACUUCAGGCUGUUCGAUGUGGGAGGUCAGAGGUCAGAACGUAAGAAAUGGAUCCAUUGCUUUGAGGACGUCACAGCGAUCAUUUUUUGUGUCGCGCUGAGUGGUUACGAUCAGGUGCUCCAUGAAGAUGAAACCACGAACCGCAUGCAUGAGUCUCUCAUGCUCUUCGACUCCAUCUGUAACAACAAAUUCUUCAUUGAUACCUCCAUCAUUCUCUUCCUCAACAAGAAAGACCUAUUUGCCGAGAAGAUCAAGAAAUCACCUCUGACCAUCUGCUUCCCUGAAUAUACAGGCCCUAACACUUAUGAGGAUGCAGCGGCAUAUAUCCAAGCACAAUUUGAAAGCAAAAACCGCUCCCCCAACAAGGAGAUUUACUGUCACAUGACUUGUGCGACGGACACGAACAACAUCCAGGUGGUCUUCGACGCUGUCACCGACAUCAUCAUUGCCAACAACCUCCGAGGCUGUGGCUUGUACUGACACCUUCUCGUCCUGUAUAGCAAAGCAACUUCUUUGACCACUUCACGGACUCUCCUGUUGGCGUUCUCCUUACCGGUAGCAUGACCUUUUGGCCUUUUGCAUAAGACACAGCCUUCCUUAUUGAAUCAAUGUAUAAUGUUCUGAACAUGGAAUGAUGGCUGUGUAUUUCCGUAGACUGCUGUAGAUCUGGUUUUAGCUGAGUCUUUACAUUUAGAAGCUAAAAGAUUAAAAAAGAAGAAAAAAAGAAAAAUGAAAAAAAAACGUUUUUUUCAUGUGCUUUGUAGCUAAAAAAAAAAGAAAAAAGGAAAAAAAAAAGAAAAUAUUCCUUUCCCAUUUCCCCUUCCCCCUUUAUUUAAAAAAAAAAGAAAAAUCUUUUGCAACUUCUCUUCUCCAUUCCUCAUUUUAACAGGAAUGAAUUUGCAUUUGUUUUCAUUUAAUUUCCCUUUUUGUGUUUAUUUGUGCCCUGCCUCUUUAAAAAGAAAAAAAAGGGGGGUCUUUAUUAGCCUGGAGUGAUAAGACUACAAUGCAAGACCAUGACUGUGGGUCAGGUAUCCAGCAGGGAAUGUCUUUCUGCUUUAUAUUUAUUUAUUCUUUUCCCCUAGUUUAAUAAUGACUCUUUGUUCUGAAUUGUCUCUUUCAUGCUCCAGAUUUGUAUCAAAAAAGCACAGCUGGCACUGGCCUGUAGCGGCCAAAUUAUCCAGAGAUUUUCCCUCUCUUGACUUUUCUUCUCUGAAGAAUACUGUGUAUUACAUACCCGAAAGGCUUCCUUUUCUUUCUUUUAUUGUUUUGGGGAUUGGUUUGGGAGACCUUAGAGGGAUUAUUUUUGUUUGGGUUUUUUUGUUUUGUUCGGAUUUAUUUUUGUAACUCUUUCCAGUGUAUGCUUUUUUGUGCUGCUUUUUUCCUCCUCUGAUCCUUCCUUUUAGUGAAUGGUGUUUUCUCUGUCUCUCUCUCUCUCCUGUGGGGAUGUUUGUGCUGCAAAAACAGACAAAAAAAAUACAAAAAAAAUACAAAAAACCCAAAAACAAAAAAAAGAAAAUGUUUAAAAAGUUUCUCUCUCUCUCUCUCUCUCUCUCUCUCACACACACACACACACACCACAAAAAAACUAAAAAAAAAAAACCCCCAAAAUCAAAUGUAGUGUUUACAUUAAAGCCACCGUUUUCAUGACCAAUCCUUCAUCAUUUCUACUUUGAUUAGUAAUCAGACAUCUUCACAGUUUCACUUUUCAGAGUUACCUUUGCUGAAGAAACCAGACACACCUGUUUAAAAUAAAAUGAAUAAAUAAAGAGGAAACUAAAUAUACAUAUAUAUAUAAAGCGCCAGGUCUUUCUAAGCCUUUCUAUUACCAAUCAGUGAGGUUUCUGUGAUAUAUUAGACACUGCCAAUCUCUUUCUCUGACUAAUGGAAAAUUCAUGUGUAGCUCAAUAAAAGAGAAUGUUUGUCUGUAAUCCUGGUCUUUCACCUUCUGGUUUUCAGACUACAGUUUUUUUAUUACUAUUUUUCUUUAAUUAAGGGGGGGGAGAAAAGGAAAAAAAAAAAAGAACACAGUGGUGCCAAUUCAUAUAUUUCUUGGGAAUGUAGGGGAAGGGGACAAAUUCUGGUCCCUACCCACGUUCCCACUUCCAGCAGGGACCCAGUUCCGCUCUGAAGUCAGUCAUCCCAUUUCCCCCCCACAUGCACAGGAACCCUGGGUCUUGCUCAUCCAGGGAGUCUCCCUGCUCUCUUACCCGCAUGGGGCUGCACUCCACCAUCCAGGAACAGACUCUCCAUGUGGCAGGUCGCGAGACCACUCACUGAAACUUGGCUCAGUCGCCCGUCCAUCAGUAUGGCAGGGCAGCUGCAUCAAAUUUCAGUAGCCAUCCUUUGGAUCUCCCUGGCAGCAGCUGUACUGAUUUAGUGUGGGACCACUGCUUAAAAGCGGUCAGGCCAUGCCACCCACCCACACCCACACCCUCGGCUUUGGGGCCUAUGGAACUUUGAGCCAGUGUAAAAACCCAGGGGAGGGGGCACAUGCCCCUCAGCCCCUUCCGAAUUGGCACCACUGCAAAUUAUUCCACCUCUUGUGUUGUUUCAAAAAGCUAUCGGACACGGGGGCCAGAUUUUUUAGAAAAACCUCAGCUCCCACUUAGGUCCUGGGAUCAGUGGCUAGACUGUGACGAGAAAGCCUACUGGAUGAACGUUGGGUGCUUUUGGAAGUCUGGCCCCCAUUGUGGAAGCUAAGCACUAAAACAUCUGGGCCCUGCGUGGCUCAGGAGAUUGGGAAUCACAGGCCUUUUGGCUUUAAGCUAAUUGUUCCCAGCCCACAGCCUGAUCUUGCAAGUUGUAUCGCAUAUAGAUAGGCCUCUGCACCCAUGCAGAUUGCUGUUGGCCUCAGCGUGGCUCUGUGCAGGCACAAGGAUCUGCCCACACAAUACAGCUUGCACGAUCAAUGCCCAGGGCAGAAGCAUCUGGAUGUUGUUGCCAUCUGAUGGUUGCUGGUAGCCUAUGUGAAAUGGAUUUGGUAGUCUUGAUCGUGUGUGUCCCAUGAAAUAUCACAGUCAACGCUCAUUGCAAUCUCAUUGGCCGUCUUGAGCACACACUGCAGCCAAGGAUGGAAUACAUAGAAUCUGAACUGUCUUCUGCUCCCUCAGGGAUGGCCUCCAGGUCAGAUUUGAGGCACACUAGCAGGAUAAUGGAGGGAGGAAGCUGUCACUGUCAACACCUUUGCUGUGCUGGCUUGCUGGAGAGAGAUCUUGAGUCUCAAAAGGCUGCCAACCACAUGCCUUUCAGCAGCAUUGAAGGGGGUGGAACAUUUUAAUGCCCUGUAAAAUGGGGGUGUGGAUUCAUACACCUCCUGUGUAAGAUGCUUUGAGAUCUAAGGCUUGAAAAGCGCUAGGGAAAAGCUAGGAAUUUAUUAGUAAUAAUAAUUAAAUUAAAAAAAAUAAUCACAGAAACUGGAUCAUCCCACUAACAUUUGUUUUUCUUCAGAGCUUUUGAUUGUGCAAGGUGCCAGGCUGACAGCCCAGGAGUCACCUGUGUGUCCCCUAAGGAAAUUAACGCACAGGCGGUACCAGUUUGGAAGAUUUUUCCCACCCCAGCCCACCGACAUGCGUUGACCUGGAACUGCAGAGAUCACCUAACGCAGGAGCGAUGGCAAUUACAGUCCCGAUCUAACAAACGUUCUUCCACAUGCGUAUCUUGAAGCAUCUGGGGAUGACUCACAUACUUAAAGUUAAACACAUGGUUAAGUGUUUGCAGGGCUGGGGCCUAAAUAUCUAUUCUCACUCAAUACUUGGCUUCCACUCAGACUGACAAUAUUGAAGGCUAGCUGUGUCAGUCAUUUUAGUCAUGAUGUAGACAUCCAUCCACUAGGAUCGGUGUUGAGAUUCCCAACUUAUUUCACAUACUGAGAACAAACAUCAGAGGGUUAUGAUCUAAUGUUGCAGCCAGUUUGGGACGUAUUCAAAUGGAUGAUAUGGAGGUGUAAAGCCUAGAGGCUAAUUUCUCAUCCCUUCAGCCAGCCAGUUCCACACCAAAUCCAAUUUAAACCCUACAUUCCUCUCCACUUAGUCAGACCAAUGUCAUGUUCCAAAGCAGUCUCUUGCAUUUUUUGUCAUCUCAAACUGCACUCUGACCAGGCAGAAAAAGAAGCCCUGGGAGGUCCAUUGGUCUCGACUUCACGCUGCAGAAGAAAAGAUAACCCCAGCAACAAUUUGAUCCCCGUGUGAGCCAUCAUCAAAUUACUCACA